GUUCGGUAUAUAUAUCUAGGGGAGAUGAGCAGAAGGCCCCUGGCAGCCAAAAUGAAGUCUCUGGUGUUUGUAUGCUGCUUGCUGUCUCUGCUGGCCCUGUCUGCUGCAGAUCUCUUGGCAGACUCCUCCAUCCAUGAUGAGGAGCAUCUGGUGCGUCUGCAGCUCCAGCAGCCAGAGGGAGACCUCUUCUCCUGUGGAUGUGACACAACAGAAGAUCACACCAGCCAGAGCUCCUCCAACGACACCCCAGCCCCAGAGAGGGCCAUGUGUCAGCCCUGUACACCCCCAUCAGCUUUAGGUGCUCCCGCUGAAGAAGAGCCAGCCUCGCCCUCAGAGCAAGAAGAGGAGGAGGAAGCAGCUGCAACUGAGGAAGAUGCUCCCACUGUUGAGAUAACAAGUGAUGUAACAGAAGAACAGGAGGAGGCAGCUUCCCAGGAGAAGGAGGAAGAAGGAGAGGAGAUUUCUGAUGAAGAGGCUGAUGCAGAGCCUGUAGAGGAGGUUCAAAGUGUAGAGGAGGAGGAGGAGGAGGAAGUAGCUGAGGAGGUUGCAUCUUCUGAAGAGGAGGAGAAGGUAGCAGAGGAAGAGGAGGACCACACAGAGGAAGGAGGGGAAGAAGCAGAGGAGGAAUUGCCUCAUGAGGAGGAGGAAGAAGAGGAUGUACCUCAGGGAGAUGAUGCAGAAGAGGAAAAACAUGCUGUUGAAGAAGCAAUUCAGGAACCAGAAGGUGAAGACAAACAGGAGAACACAGAGGAAGCAGCCGAGAAAGUGACAGCAGAGCCUGAUGAAGAACCCGAGGCUGAGCCAGAGAUGAUUUCAGAACCAGAGGCAGAAGCAGAACCCGAGGCUGAGCCAGAGGUGAUUUCAGAACCAGAGCCAGAAGCAGAACCCGAGGCUGAACCAGAGGUGAUUUCAGAACCAGAGGCAGAAGCAGAACCUGAGGCUGAGCCAGAGGUGAUUUCAGAACCAGAGCCAGAAGCAGAACCCGAGGCUGAGCCAGAGGUGAUUUCAGAACCAGAGGCAGAAGCAGAACCCGAGGCUGAGCCAGAGGUGAUUUCAGAACCAGAGGUGGCUGCAGAGCCUGAGAUUGAAGAGGCUGCAGGACAAGAACCAGAACCUGAAGUAAUUUCAGAGCCGGAGAUGACUCCAGAGGCUGAAAUAAAACCAGAACCUAUUGUGGAGGUGGUCACACCAGAGUCUGUUGAGGAGGUGGCCGUGGAAGACGUACCCAUGGAAACCACAGUGGAGGAGGCUCCCGUGGUGGAAGAGAAACCUGUUGACGUUGAGGAAGCAACAGUGGAGGACAUGACUGCAGAGGAGCCUGCACAGUCUACGGCCAAAGCAGGUGAGGAUGAGGCAGCAGGCCCAGCACAGAGGGACCGCUCCCACAUUGAGGAAACACUGCGAUUGGCUACUGCUGAACCCUCAGAAGAGUUCUCAGCUGCUAUGAAGAAGCUGUUGAACAUCUACCACAAGGCCAUCAAGCCAGUGGAGCAAGCCUACAAGUACAAUGAGCUCAGGCAGCAUGAGGUCACAGAUGGGGAGGUCACCUCUAAACCAAUGGUUUUGUUCCUUGGACCCUGGAGUGUCGGCAAGUCCUCCAUGGUCAACUACCUGCUGGGUCUUCACGGCACUUCGCAAGAACUUUACACAGGUGCUGAACCCACCACCUCUGAGUACACUGUCAUAAUGCAUGGUGAGAAGUUUCGGACCAUAGAAGGGAUUGUUAUGGCAGCUGAUAGCUCACGGUCCUUCUCCCCGCUGGAAAAGUUCGGCCAAGGCUUCCUGGAGAAGUUGGUGGGUAUCGAGAUGCCCCACAAGCUGCUGGAGAGGGUCACCUUCGUGGAUACGCCUGGUGUCAUCGAGAACCGCAAGCAGCAAGAGAGAGGUUACCCCUACAGCGAGGUGUGCCAGUGGUUCAUUGAUCGGGCUGAUCUGAUCUUCCUGGUGUUCGACCCCACCAAACUGGACGUGGGUGGGGAGCUGGAGAUGCUCUUCAGGCAGAUGAAGGGCCGCGAGUCCCAGAUCCGCCUCAUCCUCAACAAGGCCGACAGUCUCACCACCCAGGACCUGAUGAGGGUCUAUGGAGCCCUGUUCUGGAGCAUGGCACCCCUGAUCAACGUCACAGAGCCCCCUCGGGUGUACGUCAGCUCCUUCUGGCCUCAGGACUACUCUGCAGACACCAGCCGAGAGCUCUUCAUGAAGGAGGAGACCUCUCUACUGGAGGACCUCAACCAGGUGAUUGAGAACCAGAUGGAGAACAAGAUCGCUUUCAUCCGCCAGCAUGGUAUCCGUGUGCGCAUCCAUGCCCUCCUUGUGGACCGCUACCUCCAGACCUACUAUGACAAGCUGGGCUGGUUUAGCGACCCCUACGAGGUGUUCCACGACAUUGUCACUGACCCGGACAAGUACUACAUCUUCAAAUCCAUUCUGGCCAAGACCAACGUCAGCAAGUUCGACCUGCCUGACAAGGAGGCCUAUCAGGACUUCUUCGGAGUGAACCCCGUGUCCAGCUUCAAGCAGCUCUCCCAACACUGCAGCUGGAGUGGCGGCUGCUUGCUGGACAGGAUAGAGAAGGCCAUCUCGCAGGAGCUGCCAGCUCUACUUAGCAGUGUCAGCAAGGGCGCAGACGCACCUGCCCCCUCGAAGUCCGCCCCGACACCUCCGCCCCCGCUCCCUGGCACCUGUGAGGGUCCUGGGUGUGAGGAGAAACCCAAAAACCGCUGGAGGAGGCAGUGAGAUGGAGGAGGAGGCAGUGAGAUGGAGGAGAAGGGUGCAGGAGGAAGAACAGAGGAGGCAGAUGGCGGCAGCAGCAGCAGCAGCCAGAGGCGUUCCUGAAAUAAUCCCCACUGAUUCUCAGGACUGGAUGUGGGGAGACUGAGCAAAACAGAGAGAAAGAGAAUAGAAAAUGUGCAAAGAUGUACCAAGCAGACUGGGGUCGGAUUGUACUUAAAAAUACUAUCUGAUCUGAUCUGAUACUAUUCUUACUGCCUGUUUUUUUUCUGCAUGAAGUACCAAAUGGACAGAAUUUACUCCAUCAGAAUAGUUCAAAUAGUCUUAGACUAAAGUUGUAAAACUAAAGUUGAUACCCUCAGUAUCUGGUACUUAAGUGAAUCAAAACUAACAAUGAAAAGUGUUUGCAUAUUUGACUACAGUUUGGUAGAAAGUGUAGAUAAAAAGGUGUGUAGUCAACUUUCCAUCUGAAGCUUUCGCUGUCUGACAAAACAUGCUACUUGUCUGCAGCACAACAUAUUUCCAAAAGAUGGAAAUGAGAAAAAAAUAGACCUCUGUUUUCUCUUAUAUGUGAAUAAAAUCAGAGAAUGGUUGUUUUCUUGUUUCUCCCAGUUUUUCAAGUUUGUAUAUUAUUUAUUCACAUCUUCAGAGAAAGAUGCUGGCAGUGACUACUCCUCCAGAGAAACUAAACGCUGCCACUCUUAUGUCUGAAGAGUCAGUCACAUCUGCUGUGCUGUGUUUUUACCAUCUCAAUCCACUUAGUCACCAUGUUAAUGUCCUAAAAAACAGUGUGAGACAGAAUGGUGCUCUUGUAGUGUUGAUUUUAGCAGUAGUUCAAACACAUUCAGUCAGUAUGCUGUCCUACACUACACUGUACUGUUUCUGUAUUGUUCUAUACUCUUUUCAUUCUCCUCAAAACUCCAUCAUUUAAUUGCAGAUUUCUGUCCAUGUAAGCUUAAUGCCAGUGUGGCCUUUUCAGCCCUCUGAACUGUUGCUAGUUUUACCUCAACCUGGCUGCAUGCCACAUGGGGCAUUUUCUUUAAAAUGUAAUCUUUCCUCGUUCUUUUAGGUCUGUUUGUAAUUGUUCUUCUUUUGUGUGAUUUCUUUUGAAUAAACCACGAAAACAUUU
This is a messenger RNA of Thunnus maccoyii (southern bluefin tuna), 3859 nucleotides long. RefSeq names its product sarcalumenin-like. Gene Ontology annotation, molecular function: GTP binding. NCBI's taxonomy places the organism in Eukaryota, Metazoa, Chordata, Actinopteri, Scombriformes, Scombridae. Bases 25 to 2736 code for a protein of 903 amino acids. The transcript is spliced from 8 exons. The record is from RefSeq and is a predicted model, not a curated record.